This is a messenger RNA of Funneliformis mosseae, 2439 nucleotides long. The record is from the annotation of a GenBank genome assembly. Lineage: Eukaryota; Fungi; Glomeromycota; Glomeromycetes; Glomerales; Glomeraceae.
AUGAGUGAGGAAGAAUUGAUUAACUUGGUAGAAGUAAUGUUAAAUGAUGAUCCGAAUACUAUUCGAUUAGGUAAUAAAGGUAUAAAAGAAUUACCGGUGGAAUUCAUCAAUUUCAUUACAAUAGAUUAUAAAAUUGAAAGACUUGGACUUGAACAAAAUCAAUUGACUACGCUACCACAGGAAAUUUGUAAUUUAGCCCAUUUAAGAUAUUUAAACAUCUCUUAUAAUGCAUUCAAGGAAUUUCCUGGGGCGUUGUGUUCGAUGAAAAAUCUAGAAAUUUUGGAUUUAAGUAGAAAUAAAAUUCGCAAGAUGCCAGAAGAUUUUGGAACAUUAAUGUCAUUAAAGUUGUUAAAGAUGUCAAAAAAUCACAUAAGACAAAUACCGUUAUAUAUAUCAGAAAUGAAGGAUUUGCAAUAUCUAAAAUUGGAUAAUAAUCCAAUCGUAUUUCCACCUAAAUCUGUUCAUAUUAUGCCAAAAGGAGAAGAAAAAGAAGUCAUGUUACCUUGGUUGGAAAAUUUAAAAGAAUAUUUAAGAAAGCAUUCAAGUAAUUAUUCUUCAAUAGCUAUAAAAGAAAAUGAUGUGGAUGAGAGUGACCACUCAAGCGGAGAGGAAGAUUUGCAUAAUAAAGGGUUAAAGAAAUCAACAUCAUCGGAUAGUAUAAAUUUUAUAAUGAAUACAAGAACGAAUACGGGAGAUAAUCCAAAUUCACAUUUAAAAACCAUAACGGAAGAUGAAAAUGUAUCAUCAAAAAUUAAAAAACAAACGAUAACACCGUUAAUAAAUGAAAGGAAAAAACAAAUACCAAAGUUGAGUUUAGAUUUACCUGCGAUAAGAAAUAGAAGUUACUCAAGUGAUGAUCCAUCAAUAUUACAUAACGUUCAAAAAAAUUUAGCAAGACAUUCGAAAAGCUUUUCAUCAGAUUCGAUAAGUUCGUCAACAAAUAAUAGUAAUCAUUUAUCAUAUCAUGGGGGACAUUAUAAUGAUCAAUAUUAUAUUGUAGAAGAGAAGGAAAGUGAUAGUUAUUUUACGAGAUUAAAAAAUUUAUUACCUUCCGAACAUUUACCAAUGAGUGAUGUAUCUUUACGGGAAGCAUCAAGGUGUAUCCUAUACGCGUUUUCUCAAAUACACAAAGCGUUAAGACAAUUUGCAAAUUUUACGGGAAGUGAAAAAUUAUUUUUUAAUGAAUUAAAUAAGGCUUCAAAAACUUUAGGACAAUUAAGUAAUAAUUUGUGUAAAUUUGAUAGUAUCUCAUUACAAUCUCCUCCCGAAACCGAGUUAUGCGAGAAAUUAUUAGGCUCAUGUCAAGAAAAUAUAUUAUGUUUUAAACAAUUGAUUGAUAUAUUAAAUAAGAGGUUAAAGGGAAUCGUUACUCAAUCAUCCGAUAAUAUGAGAUAUAGCAGAACAUUAUUGUUAAUGCUAAAUGGAAGUAUAGCUGACAUUAAAUUUGCAUGGGAAAUUUUAUUUCCUUUAUUGAAUGAUUACACUCCUUAUACCGGGAUAAGCGGUGGAAUUGCAAUACCAACCCCACUUUAUUCGGCUGGUGUAAAUUCAAAUGGUUCAAUAUCUCCUUAUAAUUUAAAUACACCAAGCACGACCGGUCUACCUUCGCCCUAUCUUUAUAAUGAAAAUGGGAUCAAUUCGAAUGGUUUGAGCGCAUCAUCUACUAUUGGGGUUGGAAUUGAAAGGACUACCAGCAGUAGCCCUUUGCCCGAUAUAAGGUUCCCUGUAAAUAUCUUCGAGCAAUUAUUAUCUAAAGUUGAUGUUUCUAUUAAGAAUGUCGAGUACGUUGUAAAAUAUUUAUCGGAAAAUUUAGAUCAAUUUUUAACCACUUCAACAAAUUCUGAUCCCGCAGGAGGAGGGGAAGGAGGGGAAGAACUUUCUUUAAAUAAAAUUAAAGAAUUAAGAAAUUUAGUAAAAAAUACUAUGGAUGUUACUAGAAGGUUAAAGAAAAGUUUAUUGGUUGCUAGAUUAUCUUCAAGUCAAAAAGAAGAAUUAAGCGUGCAAUUGAAAGUACAUGGGGAUUCAAUAGUUUUCUUACAGACAACUGUAAAAAUGUCCAGUUUAGCUAAAGAAGUCUCAUUAGAAUUUCCUUUACCUAAUAAAAUCAUGUCGGGUUUAGGUCAUGUAACAAAAACAAAUAUUGAUUUAACCAAUUUCCUUAGAGCAAUAGAAAAUAACCCUACAGGCUUGUCAACAACACAAUACCCUUCCACAUUAUUGAUACAAGACAAUUCCUCUGUUACAUUUCUUUCUAAUGAUCCUUUAUCCAGUUCGCCUAUUCCAACUCCAAAUCAAUCCCCUCCUCACAGUAAAAGUAAUAGUAUUAAUGAAAUAGAUGAAGAUAUUAAACCUUGUAUGAUUGUAACAACUGAUGAUGAUGGUGAUAAAGAAAUUGAAGUUACUGAAAUCGGUAAUGAAGAUGAAAACAAGGAAUCGUAA